This is a messenger RNA of Manis javanica (Malayan pangolin), 2198 nucleotides long. RefSeq names its product activating transcription factor 1 (gene ATF1). Gene Ontology annotation, cellular component: nucleus; ATF4-CREB1 transcription factor complex. The record is from RefSeq and is a predicted model, not a curated record. Gene Ontology annotation, biological process: regulation of transcription by RNA polymerase II. Gene Ontology annotation, molecular function: protein binding; DNA-binding transcription factor activity, RNA polymerase II-specific; RNA polymerase II cis-regulatory region sequence-specific DNA binding. NCBI's taxonomy places the organism in Eukaryota, Metazoa, Chordata, Mammalia, Pholidota, Manidae.
AUGAAGUUAGAAAGCAUCUUUUAAUGGACUUUUUUCCCCUUAUAGCUGAUUAUGGAAGAUUCCCACAAGCGUAACACUCCAGAGACAGCACCUCAACCUGGUUCAGCAGUUCAGGGAACUCAUAUUUCACAUAUUGCUCAACAGGUAUCAUCUUUAUCAGAAAGUGAAGAGUCUCAGGACUCAUCUGACAGUAUAGGCUCCUCCCAGAAAGCCCACGGGAUCCUAGCACGGCGUCCAUCUUACAGAAAAAUUUUGAAAGACCUAUCUUCUGAAGAUACGCGGGGCAGAAAAGGAAACGGAGAAAACCCUGGAGUUUCUGCUGUCACGUCUAUGUCUGUUCCAACUUCCAUCUACCAGACUAGCACCGGACAGUACAUUGCCAUUGCCCCAAAUGGAGCCUUACAGCUGGCCAGUCCAGGCACAGAUGGAGUACAGGGACUUCAGACAUUAAGCAUGACAAAUUCGGGCAGUACUCAGCAAGGCACAACAAUUCUCCAGUAUGCACAGACCUCUGAUGGACAGCAAAUACUUGUGCCCAGCAACCAGGUGGUUGUACAGACUGCAUCAGGAGAUAUGCAGACAUAUCAGAUCCGUACCACACCUUCAGCUACUUCACUGCCACAAACUGUGGUGAUGACAUCUCCUGUGACUCUUACAUCUCAGACAACUAAGACAGAUGACCCCCAAUUGAAAAGAGAAAUAAGAUUGAUGAAAAACAGAGAAGCUGCUCGAGAAUGUCGCAGAAAGAAGAAAGAAUAUGUGAAAUGCCUGGAAAAUCGAGUUGCUGUCCUGGAAAAUCAAAAUAAGACUCUAAUCGAAGAGUUAAAAACUUUGAAAGAUCUUUAUUCCCAUAAAAGUGUUUGAUUCUUCAGAAAGAAAAUAUUUUUGUGGACUUGCCUAAAAAUUAGAUGGAUUUUUUUUCUUUUUAGUGGAGUUUUAUAAGUUAAAAGGUCAAAAAUGAAGCCUUUUAUUUAGGCUUUUGCAACUGAAAGAUAACUAUCUUAUGCAAGAGAUCUGGUGACAGAGGAUCAAGUGGAGAAUGACCUCAAGGAAGUUACUGGCACAACCGGAAGCUCUGUAAACUUAAACAACACAAACUCAGGAAACAGGAAAUGAACUCGCACAUUUAAAAUUUCCAAAUAACAAUAGCUGUCAAUAAUCCAAAAAUAGAUAAGAUGAAAUUUGGUUAAUUGAAUUUUUAAAAAUAAAUCAGUUUACCCUAUAGGUUUGCAUUUCUUACUGUUUCCUAAAAUCUACCUUUUCAGUUGUGUAUUUUAUUUCUGCAACAAAUCCUAAAUAACAAAAUAAAAGCUAAAACAACUAUAUAAAUUAUGUGUUCUGAUUAUGUAUACUUGUUCUAUUGUCAGGUCUUUUAAAUUGGUUUUUAAAAGUUUGUUUAUUGGGCUUGAGAGGGUUUUGAGACUCGGUCAACUAUUUUUGAGGCCUUGCCCUACAAGGCAUCUAAGGUACCUGAAUGAAGUGUGGUGACUUGGUAAUAUUUUUUUUAUCAGAAUGGAAAUAAAAUGUUUAAAACUACAGCCCUUUUAAACAGUUUGUUUUCUGGUUACUCUGGGAAUGAUGAUUUUUUACAAAUAUAUAAGAAAUUGUUUUUUGAUUCUAUAUUCUGUAUGCAUUUGAAUAUACAUUACUUAUUCUGUUGUGCUUUAAUAGAAUGUUUACAGGCCCUUGAGAUAAUAUUAGAGUAUUUUUUAAAACCUGAAGAUGCAUACCAAAGUUUUCCAAGAGGAUUUUAAUCAAUUUAAUGUAAGGUUUAUCAAUUUAAUGUAAGAUUCUAAAAUAGUACAGUUAUUUAAGGCAAUUUUACGUUAGAGACUAUUUUGUAAUGCAGUGAAUGGUACAUUUAUAAGAAAGUGACUGCCAAUAUAUUUUUAUAGCUAAUCUUUAUAAAUUCUAAAGUUGAGUUUUUAAUGAUUAAAUUUUUAUAUAGUGUGUUUAGUAAAAAAAAUAUUUUGCAUCUCAAAUGUAUCAUUUUUAUAUAUAACGGGAAGUUCCCAGAUUGGCUAAUAUUUGAAUUGUAAGUUUCAUAUGCAGUUUAUCCAAAAUUCAAAAAUGCUGUCAGUACACCAGUGUUGAACCUCUGUAUUCCAAUUUGUAUACACUUUGAAAUUGUACUGCAAAACUAUUGUGUGCUUAAUGUAUUGUUGUCUAUGAAAUUAAAGAACAUCUGAUAACAUUAA